AACAAACAAAAUUCAUAUUCCAAUUUUUCAGAGAUACUUGAUUAUUGGUCUUCUUCUUCAAUCCUUAACAAUGAAUGGAUCCGACAAUAUCACUCCUUCCGGACCACGUUUGAUGACUCAACCUUCGCCUGCCUCCUCCUUGCCCCCGUUGAGCCCUUCUUCGUCAUCAUUCCGUCGCAAUUCAUUACCAUCGAUGAUCAUUUCUCCGUCAGCUCCUGUGGAGAAUAGAGACUCUUCCAUUAGGGUUAAGAAAAACCCUUCAUUGCUUCCUUUGGAUGUGAAGAGAAGAGCAGAGAAAGACAUUGAACCUUUAAGGAGACACAAUAGGAGUGUUUCAAUGGAUAGUUUUUUCAAUGACUUACUGAAGUUGACUCCUUCUCAGGGUAACGUUUCCUCUUCAAGUUUGGUUGAUGGAGACGAGAAUGCUUCCGGCCUCGAGUUUGGUAGCAGUGAUUAUACUGAUGCUGAAUUGAAUAUGAUUGCGGAGAGUAACAAACUUAAAAAGAUAGCAUCUGAUCCUAUGAGAGUCAGAAGAAUCUUGGCGAACCGAGUAUCAAUUGAACUUUCAAAGCAGAGGCAGAGACAGUAUGUUAUUGACUUGGAACAGAACAUAAAAUUUCUUGAGAACGAAAAUGCAUCAGUGUCUGAAAAGAUCAAGCUUUUGGAGAAUGAUAAAACAAUGAUGAUGAAUGAGAAGAAGGAAAUCACUAUUCGAAUUGAAUCGUUGGAGCAACAGGCGCAACUUCGUGAUGGUACAUCAUCUUAAUUUCUAUCGAUACUUCAGUGAGUUCUUUGUUGUGCAAUUUAUAGUAAUUGCAUGAAUUUUGAUUGUUUAAGGUUGUUACUCUGGUAAUUGCAUGAAUUUUGUUUAUGACACCGCCUAUAAAGUAAUAUCUAAUUG
Arabidopsis arenosa is the source of this 901-nucleotide messenger RNA. Lineage: Eukaryota; Viridiplantae; Streptophyta; Magnoliopsida; Brassicales; Brassicaceae. The record is from the annotation of a GenBank genome assembly.